Molecule: messenger RNA, 5342 nt
Organism: Spodoptera litura
Lineage: Eukaryota; Metazoa; Arthropoda; Insecta; Lepidoptera; Noctuidae
Source: RefSeq, a predicted model, not a curated record
UUACGUGAUCGUCGCGCGGUCCAUGCCACACCCCCAAUCAAAUUUAAGUAUUCAUUUAAUUUAAGUUCGUUACUUUUAUCAAAUUUCAGUAAUAAUGACUGACCCUAAAUCAGCUCAAACUUUAAAUAAUCCCAACGAAUGUGACAUUCCUCACCUCAAUACAUACAAAAAGAGGAGAUCCAGUCAUAAAGGCAAGGUCACGGUUUUUAAAAAUUAUCUCGAGUCAUUAACAUCCAAAAAGCCAUUGUCUGAUUUAGAUAUUAUUCAAUUACGCAAUCGACUAGAGUCCUACAAGUAUCUCGCAAACGAGUUCGAUAAAAAUCAAACCCUCAUCGACGACAUUACUGGGGUUUCAGAUGAACAGCUGAGGGAGCGGGAGCAAUUUGAAAUGGAUUAUCAAUCUCAACUUGCACUCGGCAUCCAUCUGCUGCGAGAAAAUGAAACUGCUGGCGUCGACGGGUCUGUACCAACUCCAAGUGAGGGUAACACAACCAAAGCAUUUAUUAAAUUACCCACCAUUGACCUUCCACACUUCUCAGGAGAUUAUCACAAUUGGCUCGAAUACAGGGACACUUUUGAAUCACUGAUACACAACAACAAAUCAAUAGAUAGUAUUCAGAAGUUUCAUUAUUUGCGUGCAUCUCUGCAAGGUGAAGCUUCCGAUGUUAUUAAAUCGUUAGAAAUGUCAUCAAACAAUUACAGGGUAGCUUGGGAACUGAUCACAGAAAGAUAUAAUAACACACAUCAGCUGAUAUACAAUCAUCUUCACGCAUUAUUCAACAUUCAAAUCAUUGAAAAAGAAUCAGCAACAUCACUCAGACACUUACUAGAUACAGUAAAUAAAAAUCUCAGAGCUCUUAAUACACUAGGCGAACCCACAGUAGAUUCAAUGUUGAUUUAUCUUAUUACCUCCAAAUUAGAUAUCACAACACUCAGAUAUUGGAAAGAAUCAAUCAAUAACGACACAGUAGAAAAGCCCACACUUCAAAAUCUAAAGACAUAUCUCAGUAAUCGUUUCAUGCUUUUACAAAAUCUCGAAGACACAAAAACCACACAACAAACCGAUUCAAAAUCGCAUUCAUUAAAAUCAGAUGCUAAAGAUAAACAAUCUCGCAUUUCUUGUCCCCUAUGUAAAGGUCAUCAUUUUCUAUUCGGUUGUUCACAAUUCAAACAAAUGACCGUGGAAAAGAGAAUAGAGAAAGUUUCCAAGUUUUCCAACUUCUGUGCUAACUGUUUGCAUAACGGUCAUGAAACAAAGUCAUGCCGUGGAGGAGCAUGUAAAUAUUGUCAACAGAAACACAACACAAUGCUACACAUACAUAAGGGACCGACCAAAGACACUGUGCACACCACACUCGCUAGUAACAGUAGCUCACAAUCACAACACGCAUCAGUAUUACUUUCCACUGCCUUAGUGCAUGUCAUCGCUGGUGAUGGAACACCACACUUAGCCAGGGUUUUGCUGGACAGUGGAAGUACCUCCUGUUACAUUACAAACAGUCUGAGUAAAAAGCUUAAUCUUACAUUCGAACCCAUACACGGCACAGUUUCAGGCAUAAAUCAGCAGCAAACAAACAUUUUUUAUCGCACAAAAAUUCAGAUAAAAUCAUUACAUGGUUCAUUCACAACUAACUUAUCAUGUUUGGUACUUGAUACAAUAGCACAGUCAUUACCUUACAUGCGCAUCAAUACACAAGGUUUGAACAUACCUAAACAUUUAAAACUAGCCGACCCUCAGUUCUAUGAACCCGCAGCAGUUGACAUAUUGCUAGGUGCAGACAUAUUUUGGCAAAUAAUUAGCAGCGGUCACAUUCGAUUAGGCAAAAACCAGCCUACUUUACAAGAAACAGAAUUAGGCUGGCUAGUUUCAGGUUGCACAACAAACACCAACAAGCAAGCAAACAGUUGUUUUUUCAAUAACAACAACUCAGAUCAGUUAUCACGCUUCUGGGAGCUAGAUAGUUUAACUAAUACACAAGUAGACGAUCCUUCCGACUCAGAUGCAUGCGAGAUAAUUUUCACUCAAACAACUACAAGACAAAGUGAUGGUAGAUUCGUUGUCACUAUUCCAUUUAAAAAGUCACCUGAUUGUUUAGGUGACUCCUAUUUUCAAGCAAAAAGACGGUUUUAUUCCAUAGAAAACCGCAUGAAUUCAAAUCCCACAUACAAACAACAGUACUCAAACUUCAUAACAGAGUACAUACAGCUAGGUCACAUGUCUUUAAACAAACACUCACAUCAAAAUACAUACAUUAAAUCAGAACAUAAAACAUCAAACCUACAGUCAGGUACAAGCACGAACACAAACACACAGCACUCACCAGUAUACUACCUUCCACAUCACGGUAUUGUACGCGAGACCAGCACCACUACAAAAUUCAGAGUAGUAUUUGAUGGUUCCGCAAAGACAUCCUCAAAACUAUCACUCAACGACAUUCAGUUAGUAGGACCUGUCGUCCAAGACGAUCUUGUUUCUAUACUCAUACGAUUUCGACAACAUAAGUUUAUAAUAUCAUCAGAUAUUGAGAAAAUGUUUCGCCAGGUGAUGCUGAUGGAGCAUCAGCGCCCAACACAACAAAUCAUAUGGCGAUACAAUCCUACGGAACCUCUGCAAACAUAUACGCUCAACACUGUCACAUAUGGCACGGCAUCGGCGCCGUAUUUAGCAACACGCUGCAUAAAACAAAUAGGCUUAGAUUGUAAAAACACACAGAAUCAUUCAGACAGCUAUGAUCACAAAAUUGUCUCCGAGGUCAUCUUGCAUGAUUUUUAUUGUGAUGAUCUUUUGACAGGAACCGAUGAUGAGUCAUUACUCUUUGAAAUCGCCAAAGGUGUAUUUCUUGAAUUAAAAAAAUAUCAAUUUCCACUAAGAAAAUGGCAGUCUAAUUGUCAAACUGUUCUACAACAUCUGGGUUUCAAUGAUUCAAAAGACACAACAUUCAAUCUGAGCUCAAAUGAUCCAUCUAAAACACUAGGCAUUUAUUGGAACAUUAACAAAGACACAAUUUCAUACACAGUACAUUCAGAAUUUGUAUCACAAAAACAAAUCACAAAACGCACAAUCUUAUCCACCAUAGGUCAUAUUUUCGACCCACUGGGACUUAUUAGCCCUUGCAUACUCGAAGCUAAGCUAAUUAUGCAACAGAUGUGGACACACAACGUCAGCUGGGACGAUGAAAUACCGGUUUCAAUACAACAACAAUGGGCAAAGUUCGUAGAAUCGUUAUCUUUUAUAAAUCAUUUAUCUAUUCCUCGGCGAGCAUUUAAUGACUCAUCGCGCGAUUACAUUGAACUGCAUAUUUUUUGCGACGCCUCACAACAGGCAUACGGUGCAUGCGCAUAUAUACGUACUUAUACAUCAGAUGGCAGUAUCAGUGUUCAACUGUUAGUUGCCAAGGGACGGGUGGCUCCUUUAAAAGCACUUACCAUACCGCGACUUGAAUUAUGUGCCGCGUUUACCGGUGUUAAUUUAAGUAAUAAGAUAUUGAACUCCGUUCGCAACAAAAAUUGUAAGUGUUAUUAUUGGAGUGACUCAAUGAUUGUUUUGUCUUGGAUAAACUCACCUACACAUAAAUUACAAACAUUCGUAAAACACAAAGUCACGGACAUUCUCAAACAUACUGAACCACAGACAUGGUACUAUGUACCAACUAAACAAAACCCAGCUGACAUUAUUACUAAAUGUACCAAUGCACAACAAUUACUCCAUACACCUUUAUGGUUUUCAGGACCUGACUUUUUAAGGAAUGAUGAUAAACACAGCUGGCCUCAUCAACCAGGGCAUCUCAGCGUAUCUGACCUUCCAGAAGUCCGGUCUCAAACACAUCUCACGCACAAACAUGUAACUGAUAACAAUUCAUUCAUUUACAAAUAUUCUAAUUUUAACAAACUUACACGAAUCGUAGCUUACAUUCUUCGGUUCAUUCAUUACUGCAAACACAAACAAUCAAAAUUAAAUCAAAUCAACAUUAAAAAACGUCAACAGAUGCGCAUAGGUGACGUCAUGCCCUUAUCUACUAGCGAACUUAAUUCAGCUAGAUACCAAUUAGCGAAGUUAGUGCAACUAGAUUUAUUUUUUGAGGAAUAUCAAUUAUUAUUACAUAACAAACAAUUACCUACAUCACAUAAGUUAAAUUCACUUAAUCCUUUCAUAGGGGAUGAUAACCUCAUUCGUGUGGGCGGAAGGUUAGCUCAAUCGCCAUACAAUUACGAUAGAAAAUUUCCUAUCCUAUUGCAUUCAGCUCAUUACAUAACUCAAAUCAUAUUCUCAACAUAUCACAUUACACUUCUACAUGCUGGCCCACAAUUGUUAUUGUCUCACAUACGUCAAACAUUCUGGCCAAUUUCCGGUAGAAACUUGGCUAGAAAAACUACACAAUCAUGUGUUACAUGCAAACGGUUUAAAGGUAAAACUGUAACACCUAUCAUGGGGCAAUUACCUGAACAGAGAUUGCAUGCAAAUUUUGUAUUCAGUGACGUAGGUGUCGACUACGCGGGGCCAAUUAUGAUCAACAACCGUAAGGGGCGUGGAAGUGUACUUGUUAAAUCAUACAUCUGCAUUUUCAUCUGUUUUGCCGUGAAAGCUGUGCAUUUGGAAUUGGUUACAGAUCUAACGACAGAGUCUUACAUAGCGGCAAUUAACAGGUUUAUUUCUCGCAGAGGUAAACCAAAUAAUAUUUAUUCAGACAAUGGAAAAAAUCUGGUAGGUGCCGCUCGUAUGGUGACCAACUUUCUUAGAAAUCACGAUGUCCGACUGCGACACGGCACGGCUGCCGCGUCAUCACCGAAUCGAACUUCUACGCCAACAUUUUUGGAGACGCUUUAAUAAGGAAUACAUUUCUCAGUUGCAUCAACGAACGCGCUGGCAACGCUCACGCGGCGCGCUCACAGAGGGCUCAUUGGUCAUCGUGAAAGAUGAGGCGCUACCGGUGGCUCAGUGGCCAUUGGGACGUAUCGUGAAGCUGUAUCCGGGACAUGACGGAGAAGCUCGAGUGGCGGACAUCAAAGUAAAGACCGGGACAAUCAGACGUGCCUUUCAUAAAAUAUGCCCAUUACUGGAUGUACCAUCGGACUGAUAAUGAAAUAUCAUACAUCAUCAUCACCUGGGCUGGCCUUUCCUUGGUCGCCCGGGAAUAUGUUAACGCACACGUUAACACGCACGCACAUGCAGACACACAUGCAUGCAUCUCAAGCAGAGGGGAGCGGGCGGCGUGGCGGGGCAGCGACGGCUCGCGCGCCCUCCAUACACACCUGACGACAACGCGAGCAAGAACGGACGGGAUUGCGAAUUUAACUUGUACUAAUAGCCUACUCAAGAAAACCUAUUAAACCAAGAAAUACAG